Molecule: messenger RNA, 1389 nt
Organism: Cuculus canorus (common cuckoo)
Lineage: Eukaryota; Metazoa; Chordata; Aves; Cuculiformes; Cuculidae
Product: transmembrane O-methyltransferase homolog
Biological process (GO): dopamine metabolic process; developmental process; catecholamine catabolic process
Molecular function (GO): catechol O-methyltransferase activity
Source: RefSeq, a predicted model, not a curated record
AUGACCGACGAAACAAAACGCGGCGCGUGCCAAACGGGGACGUCACGUGACGGCGACGACACAGCCCCCCGCCUGCAAAAAGAGAGCGACGUCCACGUGCGUCCGCGAUGUUGUCGCUUGGCGCUGGCGCUGUUGCCGCUGGCGCUGGCGGUGGCGCUGCGCUGGCGCCACGCGCGGCCGCUGCUGUGGCGGGCGGUGCUGCUGCGGUGGCUCCGCGACCGCCUGACGGGGCUGCGGGUGGAGGAGCGGGCGCUGCAGUUCGUGCAGCUCCACGCGCUGCCCGGAGACCCCCCAAGACGUCCUCAGCACCUUCGACCGGUGGGGGCGGGCCCUGCGAGUACCUGCCCCUGCCUCGGCCCCGACAAAGGUAACGCCCUGGGGUCAACGGAAGGGGAUCACGGAGCCGUUGGCCCCUCUGUGGCCCCAUUGGCCCCUCUAUGGCCCCAUUUGGCCCCCUCUAUGGCCCCCAUUGACUCCUCUAUGCCCCAUUGGUGCCUCUCUUCCUCCCUCUGCCCCACAUCCGCCCCACAUCUGCCCCCCAUGUGCCCCCCCCCAACAGGGCGGGUGGUGGAGCGUUUGGUGCGGGGGCGCUGCCCCCGUGGGGCGCUGCAGUUGGGGUCGCGCUGCGGUUAUUCGGCGGUGGUUGUGGGGCGAUCGCUGCCCCACGGCGCAACGCUGCUGAUCCUGGAGAGCGACCCACGGCGCGUGGACAUCGCCCUCCGCGUCCUGCGCCUCGCCGGCCUGCGGCCCCCCGCCGUUUCGGUGCUUUGUGGCUCUCCGGAGUCGCUCUUUUCCCAUUGGAGUUUUCCGCCCUUGGAUUUGGUGCUUUUGGCGGAGGAUCCUCAGCGCUUCCUUCGGACCCUUCGGCUCUUGGAGCGACGGCGGUUGUUGGCGUCCGACGCUCUUCUCCUGACCCAUCGCGCGGCCCUUCCGGCGGCGGCUCCGCUCUUCCGAUACCUCCGAUCCUCCGGGAAGUACCGCUGUCGGAUCCAUCGGAGCACCGUCGAGUUCCAUCCGCGCAUCCGGGACGAUGUCAUCGAGAUCCGAUUCCUGGGAUACGGCUGAUGGAUCGGUGCAGGGUUGACCUGGCAGCCUUUGGGGUUCAAUGGGAGCCAUGGGGUUGACCUGGCAGCCUUUGGGGUUCAAUGGGAGCCACGGGGUUGACCUGGCAGCCUUUGGGGUUCAAUGGGAGCCAAUGGGUUGACCUGGCAGCCUUUGGGGUUCAAUGGGAGCCAUGGGGUUGACCUGGCAGCCUUUGGGGUUCAAUGGGAGCCAUGGGGUUGACCUGGCAGCCUUUGGGGUUCAAUGGGAGCCAUGGGGUUGACCUGGCAGCCUGUGGGGUUCACUGGGAGCUAUGGGGUUGACCUGGCAGCCUGUGGGGUUCAAUGG